Messenger RNA from Nezara viridula (southern green stink bug), 1071 nucleotides. NCBI's taxonomy places the organism in Eukaryota, Metazoa, Arthropoda, Insecta, Hemiptera, Pentatomidae. The record is from the annotation of a GenBank genome assembly.
AUGCAGGCGUCUUUCGGAGUGCGUCAUCAUAUCAUCCUUAGACCAUCCCUGCAAUAUUCAAGGACUCUGAUUUCUCCAGAAGAAAUCGUGCUGGAAGCUCUGCUUAUAUACUACUCAAGAUGGGUCAAUCCGGAAGAAAGUGAUCAUCUGGAUGGCGGAGCUCUUAGAGGAGGCCAUGACGCACCCCGGGUUGGAGAAGCCAUCGAAGUUGAAAGUGUCCCAUCCGAUCCUCGGUUCAAUACCCAUCAUGUCGUGUAUAGAAAAGUCUUUCAAGAAACUUUUCUUCAUUUCCCAACUACUUUUGAUAUUUCCCUUGAAGCUGGACACGAAGGGAUUUCAACGUUCUUCUUGGUUAACGGCAUGUUGCAUAGCUCAUUUAUGUUUUUUGCUUGGUGGUGUAAUGCGUUGCCUAAUGUAAGCCGCCUAACUGCUAUGCUUCGAGAUCUGAAAGCCAUUGACACUCUCCUGAAUGGUUACUUUACUGAUUUUGAUAAAUGUAUGUCUUUUAAAAGUACAUGUUUCAUUGCGAUGUACGUAUUAGUUGUCGGUGUGAUGGACCAGUUAUCAUCCGACUACGAAGAUUUUGAACCAACAAGUCGCAGGACUGAUGCAUCUCAAGCUCCCUCCAUUGAGGACUGUCGUCAGACUGACCAAGAUCUGCAGGCGGCUGUCGGACUGCGCUACGAUGGCAAACGAUAUUUAUUCUCUCCAACUUCUGAGAUUUUAAAUCGACAAGUCGAUGGACUGAUGCAUCUCAAGCUCCCUCCAUUGAGGGCUGUCGUCAGACUGACCAAGACCUGCAGGCGGCUGUCGGACUGCGCUAGGACGGCAAACGGUAUUUAUUCUCUCCAACUUCUUAAUACCGCUUCUGAACAAUUACUUGACCCAUCACAAAUGAUAGGCCAUGGGGUCUGGUAUUUAGGAUGUGCCAAGAGCGUUUGUUCUUUAGACCAUUCUUACAACAUUCGUAGACCAAGUUGUUCUCUUUGCGGCGGCCUGUUCCUGCCGGCCAUCGAGCCUACAGCGGACGUAGUUCACCGACCGAAAUCAUGUAUUAUUAACCUUUUGUAG